Hydatigera taeniaeformis is the source of this 273-nucleotide messenger RNA. The record is from the annotation of a GenBank genome assembly. NCBI's taxonomy places the organism in Eukaryota, Metazoa, Platyhelminthes, Cestoda, Cyclophyllidea, Taeniidae.
AUGGAGCAGCAGUCGAAUAAAGCAGCGGCUGCGAGGGCACAUGAGACGGGACAGACAGACUCCAUCAAGCCUCCAUUUGAAGUGCGUCCGAAUUCCAGUUCCCUUCUUCAUCCGCUACGCGAUAUAGAUGAAAGCCUACAGUUGCAACCGAAUCCUCCUCCAGCACAACAACUAAGGUAUGUGGUGGUUCCACCCGAGGAGCUGAAUGUCAUCGAUAUAUCACCUGGCUGGCCUCCUCUUUGUCAUCUUUUCUCCAACACUAAGGCUACAUGA